Aethina tumida (small hive beetle) is the source of this 542-nucleotide messenger RNA. RefSeq lists its product as uncharacterized. The record is from RefSeq and is a predicted model, not a curated record. Bases 98 to 466 code for a protein of 122 amino acids. The transcript is spliced from 2 exons. NCBI's taxonomy places the organism in Eukaryota, Metazoa, Arthropoda, Insecta, Coleoptera, Nitidulidae.
UCAAGUUUGUUAGAUAUGUAAACCUCAAUUUGAAAAUUUCUGUUUCAGCUUGUCUAUUCAUUACACGUCCUAAAGACCGAAAAAUACCUAGCAGGAUAUGUGGUACGAAAUUAUCCCAGCUUAUGCUAUUAUAACCGCAGCUAUAGCCGCCCCCCACGGUAUAGCAUAUUUACUAAACUAUUUGGUGGCCGGCAACAUGUACAGACGCAGUCUUGAGACCAAACCGCUGUGCAUGCAAUAUUUGAGAGACAUCAGGAUAGGACGUGAUGCCUACAGAGUUAGGGGACUUGAGUCCAUACCUAACGAAGAUGGAACCUUCGAUGAGGGUUACGAGGAAGUAGAUGAGUACGAUUACACCGUUCAUACAGAAGGAAAGGAACAGGAGACCACACAAGAAACUAAAGCAGAAUCAGAACAAAAAGCUGGACAGACUUUGAAGAAGUGUCCGGAAAAGAAGAAAGCUUAAUCAGUUUUUUUAAUUAGAUGACAUGUUAAUUUUAUUGUCCACAAUUAUAUAAUAAAAUAUAAGCCGUCCAAUGGAA